GGGCUGGGUGCCCGGGGCUCGUGGCGCGGCCGUCACCGCCGCUGCGAGGCCGGCAGCAGCAGCGGGGCCAGCGGCGGCGGAGGAGGAUGCUGACCAGGCUGGCCGGUGGCACAGCCAGCAGUGCGUGCGGGGUCGUUCAGGAUGUCAUCUCCAAGCCGGCCGGCUUUGGGACCGCCGACUAGUGUACAUCACCCCGCAGUAGCGCGGGCCAUAACGCCGCCACCGGACGGCGUGCACGGAGGGCCGCCGGGGUCCGCCGCCCCCGCAGGGUCGGACCUGGUCCGCAGGCAGCUCUGGCGGGACGACGUGCCCCGGGGCUGGGCGUGGGCGCCCGCCGCGGCCCCGGCCCUGCCCCAGCGCCAGUGGCAGCAGCCGGCGGCCUUCGGCACGGCGUCCCCGAGGGGCAUCGGCGCGCCUGCCGGGCAGGGGGCACGGACGUGGACGCCAACGCGACGAGAUGGGAGCGUGUUCAUUCUGCAGCCGCAGCCACGGG
Molecule: messenger RNA, 493 nt
Organism: Prorocentrum cordatum
Lineage: Eukaryota; Dinophyceae; Prorocentrales; Prorocentraceae
Source: the annotation of a GenBank genome assembly